Oncorhynchus nerka (sockeye salmon) is the source of this 4934-nucleotide messenger RNA. Its product is annotated as oocyte zinc finger protein XlCOF6.1-like. Gene Ontology annotation, molecular function: RNA polymerase II cis-regulatory region sequence-specific DNA binding; DNA-binding transcription factor activity. The transcript has 2 exons. NCBI's taxonomy places the organism in Eukaryota, Metazoa, Chordata, Actinopteri, Salmoniformes, Salmonidae. The coding region runs from base 146 to 1339 and encodes 397 amino acids. The record is from RefSeq and is a predicted model, not a curated record. Gene Ontology annotation, biological process: regulation of transcription by RNA polymerase II.
AGAAGACAACACGGAUGUAGAACUGGGAGAGCGAGUUUCUUUUUAAACAUUCCUUCCUCGUAGACGAAUUGUAGACUACAUAGGUGAAUACAACCUGAGAGGAACAGGCUCUUUUGACAAUAAUAAUACCACAAGUCUACUAACAAUGUCUAAAUUACAGUCUUUGAAUUCGUUUCUUUCUGAGUGUUUGACGGCGGCGACAGUGGAGAUUUUGGGGGCAGUUGAGAAAGUCGUAACUGAGUACCAGGAUGAGAUCUCACGAUCUAAAGAGGAGAAUGAUCGUCUACGGAGACAGCUUGGGAUUACACCGGGUAUACAACUAUGUACAAUAGACUCCCAGCAGCUCUCUCUCCCUGUCUCUGAAGAGGAGUUUCCCCCUGAGCAAAAACACUGUGAGCAGGAGUGGUGCCCUAGUCUGGGACAAGAGGAACCAGGGCACAUACUGAUUAAAGAGGAACUGAGGACCAGCCAGGAGGAAGAGCAGUUUCAAGGGCCGGAGGGUAAUACCAUAGAGUUUAUAUUUAGUUCUCCCUGUGUGAAAAGUGAAUGGGAUCAGGAAGCCAUCAGCCACUGCUCAGCUGUAAUUAGUGACCAAGUAAACAGUCCACCAUUGGAUCCCGAACCAACAUUGGGGGAAUACUGUUCUAAACUCAGUACCAUGUCUAAAAAAUCUCACUGCUGCUGUGACUGCGGCAAAGUAUUUGCUCUAAAAGCUGACCUUCAGAGGCAUGUGACUCUCGCCAAGGAAAGACCCGUUGAGUGCCCCUACAACUCCACCAGUAAACUGAAGGCCCAUGUCCCACUCUGUCACGGUGGAAACCCCUGCCUUGUUUGUGGCAAGACCUUUAAAAACAGAGCACAUCUAUCCCAGCACAUGAGGAUUCAUACACGGGAGAGGCCAUUUAGCUGUGGUGACUGUGGGAAAUGCUUCUAUAGCGAGGGGCUGCUGAAUGUGCAUAUACAGACUCAUAAAGGAGAGAAAGCAUUUAGCUGUGGUGACUGUGGGAAAUGCUUCUAUAGCGAGGGGCUGCUGAAUGUGCAUAUACAGACUCAUAAAGGAGAGAAAGCAUUUAGCUGUGGUGACUGUGGGAAAUGCUUCUAUAGCGAGGGGCUGCUGAAUGUGCAUAUACAGACUCAUAAAGGAGAGAAAGCAUUUAGCUGUGGAUACUGCGGGAAAAGCUUCUAUCAGAAGGGGAACCUAACCCAACAUGUACGUACUCAUACAGGAGAGAGACCAUUUAGCUGUGGUAGCUGCGGAAAGAAAUUCAGUCGAAAAACACAUCUGAACAGGCAUAUACUGACUCACACAGGUCAAAAACAGCUGUUCUGUGUGUGGUAGAAGAUUCACUGGGAAUGCUUACCUGCUGAAACAUGUGGAUAAAGUCCACAAAUGACAAAAACAGAACCAAAACAGAAUGGCGAAAGACAGUGAGGAAACGGACAUCUCACGUCAGAAGAUGGGACUAAAAAUGCAGGAUGUGGACAAAACUCGAAAGGAAAGCAACACCACACUGGAUCAUUCAUGCUGUUGGUUCCAAAUGAAUAGAUAUAGACUGUUUAAACAUUAGCCUGUUAACAAUUAGAUUGUUUUGGAACGUCUGAGCCACGGUGAAGAGAAAAUGAUCAGACUGAUGUUAAUACAGAAAUAAUUUUUUGGAAAGUUAUCGUUGAAUUUGAGUGUUUCUCUAUCCAAUUUGACCUGAUGGUCUAUUCUGACCUAAUGCUGCUCAUCCAUGAUAUUGCAGCAACCUUAAAGUUGAAAUCCAUUGUGGCGAAACUUCCACGUCCAUUUGUGAUAUAACAACAAAGAUGUUGCUUCAAAAAACAGUUUUAUGUUUUUCUCUGACAUCAUUGCAUGCGUGAUAGAACAGCAGAGUAUGUACAGUGGGGCAAAAAAGUAUUUAGUCAGCCACCAAUUGUGCAAGUUCUCCCACUUAAAAAGAUGAGAGGCCUGUAAUUUUCAUCAUAGGUACACUUCAACUAUGACAGACAAAAUGGGGAAAAAAAUCCAGAAAAUCACAUUGUAGGAUUUUUAAUGAAUUUAUUUGUAAAUUAUGGUGGAAAAUAAGUAUUUGGUCAAUAACAAAAGUUUCUCAAUACUUUGUUAUAUACCCUUUGUCGGCAAUGACAGAGGUCAAACGUUUUCUGUAAGUCUUCACUUUUUUGCCCCACUGUACUACUUAUUUUCUUCUUCUUCUUAUUCUUUAAAAAAAACAAAAACAAAAAAAAAUGAUAACAAAUGUGCCUGGGGUGAUCAAUGGUGCUGUUUUUUGAGGAUUUCAGCUUUAACCCAACAUCAGCUUUAACCCAAAAUCUGUUCAAAUACACCCCCAGGAAAAUGACACCUUUUAAAAUAAACAUUUAGAAUAAUCUGACAAGCGAGCACUUAGAUAUGAUAAUUCAUAGAAUGUUUGGGAUGUAUAGUACUGCUUUUGUGAAAAUUCUAUAGCAAUAUAGAGUGGGAAAGCGGCUGAUAUUUAAUAGACACUGCAGUAAAUAAAACAUCUGUCUAGGACCAGAGUUUACGCAGACCGGUGCGUCAUAGCCAAUCAGAGCUAUAGUAAGCCUAUAUGCAAAUAUGUCGUUUGCCACACGGGCCUGCCAUCCUUAACUUUGAACUGGACUGUGUUUACAUGUAAUAGCAACAGUGUGACUUUAGAUCAUUAGAACGUAUUCGCCCAAAAGCCUCAAAAUACACCUGAGUGGAUUUCUGCAAACAUGUAAAUACCACGGGAGUCCUUUUCCAUUUGGGAACUUCACAGUCCUAUUGAUAAAACAACCAUGAAAAGGUAGGCUGUCUCUCCCUCAGUUGCCGAUGCACAUCAACAACAACAAAAUCAACAUCUAAUGCUAUUGUUAGCGAGAUAAAGCUAAAAUCUAACGAGGACACCUUAGAUAAACCCUGUCAAACCUGUUAAGCUAGUUGGCCAUCAAAAUUCCACUGAAACGAUGGGGAAUAGUAGCCUGCUCGUCCUUCUGCAGCUUGCCUGUCAAUGCACGCUUGUUCCAAACCGGGUUUUGACAUCUGAAUGGGAAUUUGCCCGUCUGCCCGCCCAUUUGAUCGACGCCAAAUACGUCAUUUGGUUGACAACUAGGAGAUAUGCUAACUGUGGCUAAGUUCAAGUUCAGCUCAGCUAGCUAGCAAAGCAAUUUCAAAUGUUUUGAAUAACACCCGCAUCUCUAGCUGUAGCCACUGAAAAACAAUGAGGGGGAAAAAGUCAGUCACUCACCCACUCCUACAAUGACAAGACAUCCUCCCAGCAGCUAGCUGGUUAACGUUAGCCUCUGUGUUUUUAGCUUGCUAAAUAAAUAGCUAGCUACAUAAAUGCACUGAACAAAAAUAUAAAUGCAACAUGCAACAAUUUCAAAGAUUUGACUGAGUUACAGUUAAUAUAAUGAAAUCAGUCAAUUGAAAUAAAUAUAUUAGGUCCUAAUCUAUGGAUUUCACGACUGGGAAUACUAAUAUGCGUCCGUUGGUCACAGAUACCUUUUAAAAAAACAAGUAGGGGUGUGGAUCAGAAAACCAGUCAGUAUCUGGUGUGACCACCAUUUGCCUCAUGCAGCGUGACACGUCUUCGCAUUGAGUUGAUCAUGCAGUUGAUUGUGGCCUUUUGAAAUGUUGUCCCACUCCUCUUCAAUGGCAGUGCGACGUUUCUGGAUAUUGGCAGGAACUGGAACACACUGUAGUGCACGUCAAUCCAGAGCAUCCCAAACAUGAUCAAUGGGUGACAUGUGUGCUGAGUAUGCAGGCCAUGGAAGAACUGGGAGGUUUUCAGCUUCCAGGAAUUGUGUACAGAUCCUUGCGACAUGGGGCAGUGCAUUAUCAUGGUAAAACAUGAGGUGAUGAUGGCCUUGGGCCUCAGGAUCUUGUCACGGUAUCUCUGCAUUAAAAUUGCCAUCGAUAAAAUUGGAUUUGUUGUCCAUAGCUAAUGCCUAUCCCUGCCCAUACCAUAACUCCGCCACCAUGGGGCACUCUGUUCACAAUGUUGACAUCAGCAAACCACUCACCAACACGACGCCAUACACGCUGCUUGCCCGGUACAGUUGAAACCGGGAUUCAUCCGUGAAAAGCAAACUUCUCCAGCUUGCCAGUGGCCAUCAAAGGUGAGAAUUUGCCCACUGACGUUGGUUAUGUCACCAAACUGCUGUCAGGUCCAGACUGGUGAGGACUACCAGCACGCAGAUGAGUUUCCCUGCAAACCCACAGUUUCCCCAGCUGUCCAGGUGGCUGCUCUUAGAUGAUCCCGCAGGUGAAGAAGCCGGAUGUGGAGGUCCUUUGCUGGUGUGGUUACAUGUGGUCUGCGGUUGUGAGGCCGUUGGACAUAAUGCCAAAUUCUCUAAAACGACGGAGGAGACUUGUGGUAGAGAAAUUAACAUUAAAUUAUCUGGCAACAUCUCUGGUGGACAUUCCUGAAGUCAGCAUGCCAAUUGCAUGCUCCCUCAACUUGAGACAUCUGUGUUAUUGUGUUGUGGACUUUUAUUGUCCCUAGCACAAGGUGCACCUGUGUAAUGAUCAUGCUGUUUAAUCAGCUUCUUGAUAUGCAACACCUGUCAGGUGGAUGGAUCAUUUUGGCAAAGGAGAAAUGUUCGCUAACAGUGAUGUAAACAUUUGAGAAAAAUAAUAUUUUUGUGCAUAUGGAACAUUUAAAAAUAAAAAAAUUCAGCUAAUGAAAAAUGGGACCCACACGUUACAUGUUGCGUUUAUAUUUUUGUUCAGUAUAGAUACGCUAGCCCUAGGGUGUCAAACUGAAUCGGCAACAGGGCCAAAUGUAUUUAUUUUUAAACAUUUUUUUAUUACAAAACAAAUGUACAACCGAGACCCAAAUGGGCAAUUUUUAAAAGAAUAAAUAUGGCCCUUUAUAAUGCCAAUUUAUGUACAUAGGAGGCUGCUGUAUAUAGCAUUUGAACAUAUUUAAAUAAAAUAUGAAAUAAUA